AUGGUUGUUCUUGGUGUUCAAGGCCCUAAGGGCGUUGAUAACAUGGCUGAGUGGAAGAGAGAGAUUGUCGUCGUCGGGAAUCCCAGUUUCCGCGAUGGUCUUAAUGCUUGCUUGAAGAUUGUCUUUGCUUACGCUGCCAAUCUGAGCUUUGUUGGCUACCUUGCCGAGAUGACCAAUCCCCUCGAAGACUUCAAGUUCUGUCUCACUGUCCUCGAAUGCGGUUCAAUGACCAUGUAUGUCAUCUUCGCCGUCAUCUUCUACUGCCUCGGAGCCGAAUACACGACCUCUCCCAUUCUGGGAUCUACCUCGACAACAUUUGCAAAGGCUGCUUUCGGCAUCGCCCUUCCUGCCAUCUUCGCUACUGGCCUCGCUUAUGGUCACAUCGGAUCCAAGUACAUAUUUGUCAAUGUCAUGAGAUGGACUGGUAACCUCAACGAAGUCACUUCCAACUCUGUCAAAUCUUGGUCAACCUGGAUCGCUUCCGUCACUGGCUUCUGGAUCGUUGUCUUCAUUCUAUCCAACGCUAUUCCUGUCUUUGACUCGAUUCUUUCUAUUACAUCUGCGACAACAAUCUCUUGGUUCACUUAUGGUUUCAGUGCCGUCUUUUGGUUCCACAUGAACAAGGGACAAUACUUCCGUGACUGGAAGAAGAUCUCUUUGACGAUCGUCAAUGCCCUCCUUAUUAUCAUGUCACUUUUCAUGAACGCAGCUGGUCAAAAUUGGUUGAGAUAUGCUGGGAUUGUGAUUCCGCCAACUUCCAGCACCUUCCAGGCCCUCGGGAAUACGGCAAUAACGCUGUUGUGUUCCGGGCCAGAUAAAGUACGGAAAGCAAUACCAUCAUCUGCAUCUUUAUCUUCAUCUAAAAUGACUCGCAAUCCAUCUUCCCCGCCUUUCACCAUUCGCAGCCACCAACCAGGCGACAUGGGCUAUAUAACGUAUCGACACGGAGCAGUCUACGCGCAAGAAUACGGCUUCAAUUAUCGCUUCGAAACUUUAAUUGCAAGAAUCACCGCUGAUUUUCUCGACAACUUCAAACCCGACCUGGAAGGCUGCUGGAUUGCUGAAAAGGAUGGAUCAUUUCUCGGCUGCAUCAUGUUGGUGCAAGAUAAAAAGCCAAAAACUGCAAAGCUACGACUGCUGUUGGUUGAUGAAAGUGCAAGAGGUCUUGGUGUUGGAACGGCCUUGAUCCAGCAAUGCAUCAACUUCGCGAGAGAAGCUGGAUACGAGCACAUUGAUCUUUGGACGCAGAGCAUUUUGGAGGGUGCUCGACGAUUAUACAAAAAGGCGGGUUUUGAAAUGGUUGAGACACUGAAUCACAAUGACUGGGGUGUGGAAUUGACAGGGGAGUUCUGGACACUGUCGCUUCUACCUACUACCUGUGUUAACAAACCUGGAUUAAUAAAGCACCUCGUCCCAUCGACUACUAUGGAUCUCUCGAAGCUCACCAAAAAAACCCUCCAGGUCUCCCGCGGAUUCACUUACACCUACUACACCUCCCGUACUCAGGCUUCUAAGCCAACUCUCAUCCUAUUUCACGGCUGGCCCGACACGGCAUUGCUCUGGGCCGGUUUCAUCAACGAUUACCUCGUCCCAAACGGCUAUGGCAUUGUAGCCCUAGACUGCCUAGGCUACGGCGAGAGCUCCAAACCAACCGAUCCCAACUGUUAUGCGUGGCAGCAUAUGGCGGCCGAUGCGGUCGAAAUUCUCGACGCCGAAAGCCUGAACAGUAUCAUAUCUCUCGGCCAUGACUGGGGUAGCAUUAUGUGCCAGCGACUUUAUAACUUUUACCCCUCGCGCGUUUGUGGUGUUGUUAUGGUGAAUAACGCCUAUAGCCCCCCAGCCGGGCAGUUCGACCUUGAUGCUUGGAAUAAGAUGACCAAAGAAACCUUUGGUUACGGCUUCUUCGAAUACUGGCACUUCUUUACCGCAGACGAUGGCGUGAGCAUCAUGAACCAAAAUCUCGAAUCUGUGUAUAGUGCGGCCUUUGGAGAUCCCCAAAGCUACCUCGAGAACUAUAGUACCCCUGACCGCAUGCGAAAAUUUGUCACCGAGGGCCAGACGCAGCCGACACUACCAUAUGCUACGUCUGAGCAUAAGGCAGACUUCAUGGCCCGGCUUGGUAGGGAUGGUGGCUUUAACGCCCCAAGUUGUUGGUAUAAGGCCUGGACCCUGGGUCUGCAAAACGAGGCAGAUAGCCUGGUGGCCGAGGAUGCAAAGACCAUUAAUGUGCCAGCCUUUUUCUGGGGCGCAGAGAAUGACGCUGUGUGCAAGCCCGCCUUACUGCAGCCGAGCGUUGAUGCAGGGCUGCUGCCAAAUGUCAAGAGUGUGACAAGGGAAGGGGGUCAUUGGGCACUCCUCGAGAUGCCUGUUGAGUUUGGUCAGGAUGUGAACCUCUGCGUGAUCAGAAGACUGGUCAAAUCCAGUGAUACUAUCUUGAUUCAAUUCGCUGUUAAUUUAAAAAAGCAAACCUGUGUGUUGGGAGACAUUGCUGAUCUGCCAAAAAGGAAGCGAAAGGACUUUACCUCUCUAAUUACCGGGCCGGUUGAAUGGCUGGGGCUCCUUUCUAGCUCACGAGUAAUACUGCUCACACUUUUGACUCAUGACUUCGACUGGAGCCGCAGUUCUUGGUUGGGCAAGGCAACUAAGCAUAUCAACAACGGUUGGAACUUUGGUCAAGAUAAUGGAUGA
Messenger RNA from Fusarium oxysporum Fo47, 2688 nucleotides. Its product is annotated as Alpha/Beta hydrolase protein. The coding region runs from base 1 to 2688 and encodes 895 amino acids. Gene Ontology annotation, molecular function: hydrolase activity; acyltransferase activity, transferring groups other than amino-acyl groups. The record is from RefSeq and is a predicted model, not a curated record. Lineage: Eukaryota; Fungi; Ascomycota; Sordariomycetes; Hypocreales; Nectriaceae. The transcript has 11 exons.